GGGCCUUUCACUCUAGAUACAAGAAAGCAUAUUCUACUCUGUAUCAUAUACACAAGAACCCUCUCUUUUAUCUCUCCCGCCCUUCUUACUCCAUGCACCGUACGCCAAAAAAAAUAAAGCAUCGUAGUCCUAAUCAUUCGCCAUCCAUGAGCGAUCCACCAAGCUCUGUUGCUGAUGCAGCAUUGUGUUUUGCUGACUCGUCAGUCGCUGCUGCUGGUACCACCAGCAAUAACAGGAGCUCUUCUGCUUUACCCGAAAGAUACAGUCUACGAAGGCGUACGCAACCUAGUCCUACUAUAGAAGAUAUGGUGCCGUCGUCAUUGUCCGCAGCCGCAGCUACCACGACUAGCAUCAAUAUCAGCGGAGAUGAUGACAGUGACAACAACAACAACAGCUGCGCACCAGAUAAUGACAAUAACAACACGAUUCAUCCAAACCAGAAUGUUGGAGGCGCCAGUCGACCUUUGAAACGUAAGCAGCAACAAAGAGAAUCAGACGCAUCAUCGUCAACUGCCGAAACAACAGCAUCAACAGACGUGCAUCAUCAACGUGAAGACGGAAGUAGUGUCGUUGAAGAACCAUAUCAGCAACAACAUCCAAACAAGAAGCGAAAUAAGGGCAAAGGUAAAAGAACCAACGGUAGCAAGGACAAGAAGGUGACCAUGUCUUCCAAUGCACAAGGCUUGUCUUCUUCAGAUAUGAUGGGUCUGGAUGACGAUAAUCAUCACGAACAAGAACCUGGUGUGCGCAAGGGCAAAGAGAAAGCACUUGCUACUGCUGCUGAUACUUCUGUACCCACCCACGUAUUAAUGCCAACAACGUCAGCAAGAUUUGCUGCUGCUGCCACUAGUAGUGGCUGUAGCAGUGGUAUUAGCAGUACCAGUAGUGACAGUACUAGAUCAACUCCGCAAACGCAUCAAAUUCCAACACCUCAUCGUCUUCGUCUAGAAACUGAGCGUGUCAUUGAUGAUAUGGCCGUAGCCGAUACCCACCACCAUCAUCAUCAAGAGCACAGCACCCCAAUUCGACCACAAGACGCCGAUACCGAAGUUAAUGAGGAUGAUGAUCGACCUCCUCUUACUUCUGCAAGUCACUCUUUGGAUUCCAUUUUCCGAACAGCAGGAACAGCAGCACAUACUGACGAGUCCGACUUUGAUGACAGUAUCUUCCGUAUGCAAUUUGAUCUAUUCGCAGGUGGUAGCAGCAGCUUAUCCAGUCGAUUUCGAUCCAUCCUCUCCAAUUUGACCAACAACAACAACGACAAUGGAUUUGGUAUAACUAGUACUUCGCAAGUAGCUGCAUUGCAAGAGCUAUCUGAAAUUCUAUCCAUCAGCAACGAAGAUACCUUGAUGAACGUGUUUCCGUGUGACAGCUUUGUGCGCGAGCUGACGCGUAUCUUGACCGAUGAAGACGACGACAAUGGCGAUACUUCAGAAGCAGCUGUGCCGCACGAGCAAGAUAUUGCAUUGCUGGAUGAAGAUGCCAUGAUUGCAUUUGCGUUAAACAGUAGUGCUAGUCAUCAUAAUGCUGGGACUAUCGAGACAAUGACGUUGGCUUGCCAGUGCCUGUCAAACCUGUUACAUGUGAUGCCUUCUGCAGGGUCCAGUAUCUUGGCGCAUGGUGCUAUCGAUGUUCUCUGUCAGAAACUAGAGCCGAGCGAUUAUAUAGACUUGCCUGAACAAGCCUUAUCCGUCCUGGAAAAAUUGGCAGCCCAAUUUCCUCGUGCAGUCGUUGAAGCCGGCGGGUUGAACGCUGCGCUCAAACAUUUCCAUUUCUUCACGAUCCAUCUCCAACGCAGUGCGCUCAAGACCGCCGCAAGCUGCUUUCAAAACAUCGAUGUUACUAGCAAUACGUUUUCGUGCGUCAUUGAAAUCAUUCCGACCUUGAUUGAAACGCUCUCUUAUCCGGACAACACAGUGGUGGACGACACGUGUUUAUGUUGGUCACGUUUGAUUGAAAGUUGUUGUCGAGCGAACACUGCAAACAACAAGGACUACAGCCCUCUGGAACGUCUAGUGACAGCCGAUCUGCUGGCGAAAAUGGUUAGCUUGCUCCCUGUGCCUGGAAAUGCAGGCGGUGUUGCUCGUCCGGCUGCUUUUGGUCACCUCUUGAAAAUUUUUCGCUCGAUUUCCAAACAUUCGCCGCAUUUGAGUUACCAGCUCUUGGAGUUGGAUAUUGCUGGGCGAUUUUAUCAAAUCAUGACUGGGUCAGCGGCGAUACCUAGCAUCGAUGAUGGGGACUACGACAAUAGCAGUCGAGAACAAGGCAUGAUGUCAUCCGGUAGUAGCAGCAUAACGUUAAACAGCAAGUACCGCGACUCUAUGCUGUCUAUGAUGGCUAUUCUCGUCGAUCUUUUACCUCCCUUACCAACAGAACUCCUUAGUCCCAACCGAUUCUUGGACUCAGAGCCUGUGGCAUUGCGUACUCGAUCAGCAACGACUUCGAGUGACGAAGGCGUACCACCUCUUGUCAAGCGACGCACUAUCUACUACCAGCAACAAAAAACUUAUCAGCACAAUAACACCAUUAAUCACCACCACCACCAAGCUGACAUGCAUGUACAAUUGUUCAAGGCCAAUCCAACCAUUCUCAAACGUAUUGGUGUGAUCCUAGUACCUUUACUUACCGAAAUAUACACCAGCAUUGCCAACCUGACGCUACGAGAAUUGGUCACCCACACAUUGGUCAAAUUGGUCUACUAUGCCGAGCCAACUGCUCUGCGUACGAUGAUGCGUGGUGUCCCUUCGCUCUCAGCAUUUCUAGCCGAUAUUUUAGCGCAACAAGAUCAUGCGACGCUUGUGGUAGAUGCAUUGUAUCAAUCCGAGUUAUUGAUUAACAAGUUACCAGACGUCUAUGCCGAUGCUUUUGAGAUUGAAGGUGUGUUGCAUGAGAUCAACAUUAUUGCUAAUACGUCGGUGGAAGAUAUCGCGACGACGACGACGGCGGCGGCGGUAGCAUCAUCACCAUCAUCAACAAACAAUAUGAUCCAUACUUCUUCCGUAGCCGUGUUGUUAAAACAUCGACUUUCCUCCGGUUCAAAACAGCACCAAAGCAGCAGCAGCAGCAGCAAUAGUGAAAUUGGACUUGGUCAAGGCACAACGCGUAAAUACGUCGUUUCGCUCGCACGAAACUGUGUACGUGUGUACAACAACUACAUUUCGAUGCAAGGAAACCGUCGUCUUUCUCGUUAUUACCAACAUCACGCAAGUCAACACUCUUCAGCGACAUCACAAAAGCAUCAAACACGACUGGAAAAAUUACAAUCCAUUUCACAAAAGCUUCUGCGCGAGUGCAAAGACGGUGACAGCUCUACAACAGAAUCAACAGCAAAAGCUGCGCUCGAGGAAUUCCUGGCGUUUUUAAAUGGAAGCACUAUUGGAAUCAGUGGAUUCGAACUAUCGCAUUCGGGUAUUAUCGACGCACUCUUAUCCUAUUUGACAGCCAACAAGGGCUCGCUGGCUAUACGUCGCAAUGCCUUUGAGACCAUCAUUAUGAAACAGCAUCCGUCGGCAUUAAAAACACUGAUUGAUCGUCUACAAGAAUCAUUGAAUCGGUCAGAAGCGUUCCAAAUUACGUUCCCGCUCAGUGCUUUCAAUGAUCCAACAUAUAAUCCGAUGAAUGCACUCAACAGACGUAUUCGUGUACGAUUGAAUGGUGAAGGGCCUCGGAUACCGCUUGAACAUCGCAAUUUGGUGGCAUCCGUACCGAUUGCGGCGUGUCUCAAAGACUUGGAGGAUUAUCUCAUGUCACGGAUUGGAACAUUGCGUACCCCGACAAGUUCUCAACAAGACGAAGAAGUUGAUGCUUAUACUGCGACUAAUACUACAACUGGUAGUGGUAAUCUGAUUGAUCGUGAUAACGAGGAUGAUAGCUCGGACGAUGACGAUGACGACGAAUCCAUCUGUGAUCCAGAGAUGGUGCACCCAUUUGAUGAAGAGCAGGGCAUGGAUACUGAUAAUGAAGAUGAUUUGAUGGAGUUGGAAAGGAAUGCUCUCACGAAUAAUAGCAGUAGUCCAACACCAGCCGCCAGCACCUCGUCCGCCCAAGCUCACCGUCACACAUUACCAACAGCUGCUACCACAUCAGAGACGCAUGGUGCGCAAGACAGAGUCACGGAUCAGAGUAGUAGUAGUAGCAACGACAAACGUAGUGGUCAUUGGAAGAUUCAAUUCUACGUCAAAAACACACCUCUACCUGCACAGUCCACAAUCUAUGGUAUCAUCCAUCAAUUCGAACAAGCCAACAACCGGGCCGCCUGGAUGCCAUAUUAUCGACUGGACUACAAACUUGUAUGGACGACGAGCGAAAAUGGAUGCGACACGACAUCUCCAGAAGAGCAACAACCUGCUGAACUUGCCAACAAUCCGACCUGUCUCAAAGCCCUUCAACUCUCUUCAGCUCUGUUUGUUCUGGUAACAGCAACGUCGACUGCUCUUGAGCAACAACAAAAGGGCGGCAAUAGCAGUAGCUUGGUAAACAUCCACAGUUUUGUCAAUCGCAAACUGACGGGAAAAGUCUCAAGACAGCUCGAAGAACCAUUGAUUGUCGCAAGCAACUGUCUACCGAAGUGGACCCACUGGUUCAUGCAUCAAUACCCAUUCCUAUUCCCCUUCGAAAUCCGCUACCAGUUCUUACAGAGCACGUCGUAUGGCUAUCAUCGUCUGAUGGCUCGCUGGCAGAGUCUACAGAUGCGCAACAAUACCAACCAACCAAGCAAUCAACGAACAACGAGCAAUACUGGUAGCUUACACACUGCUGAGCAUCAUCAUCAUCAUUACCCGCACCUUGGCCUAUCAAUACUACGCGACGGAUUUUCUUCUUCCUCACAGCAGCAACAACAACCACUAUUUCAUCGUGUUACACGAUACAAGGCCAAAAUUCCGCGCACGCAUCUACUACAAUCAACCACAAGAAUCCUCGAUCAAUGUAAUGGGUCUCAUGCGACCUUGGAAGUCCAAUUCACGGGUGAAGAAGGCACAGGCUUGGGUCCUACAUUGGAAUUCUAUGCUGCCAUGUCUAAAGAAUUUUGCAAGAAGUCACUCAAUAUGUGGCAUGACCAUAGCGAGGAAGUGAAAGCCAAAGGGGAUGUGUAUGUCUCGACGAAAUACGGUCUAUUCCCUAUGCCUACAAGUACUACUACUACUACUACUGUUGCCGAUAGCCGUCAUCGGGAUGCUCUUAAGCUGUUUCAAACUUUGGGUCACUUUGUCGCGAAAGCCAUGGUGGAUUUCCGAAUGAUUGACAUGCCGUUCAGUCCUGCGUUUUUUAAGGUGUUGUUUUCUUCGCAACAACAACAUGAUCCAUAUGCUUUGGUCAAGGAGAUUGAUCCGGUGUUAAGCAAGUCGUUGGAUGAUCUCAGAGGUUAUCUUGUUCAAAAGAAGUUAUUGGAAGCGGAUAAAUCAUUGAACGAACCCAAAAAGAUGGCAACUAUGCAAGCAAGUGAAGUAAAUGGUACUCGACUGGAAGAUCUGUGCCUUGACUUUACUUUGCCGGGUCACCCUCACAUUAAACUCAAGGAGAACGGCGAGAAUAUACAAGUGACGAUCAGGAACCUGGAUGAAUACCUGGAUUUGCUUGUGGACAAGAUGGUGGGAUCGGGUGUAGCAGAGCAAAUGAACAUGUUCCGUCAAGGUUUCAACCGUGUUUUCAAUGUGGAUGAACUCAAGGUGUUGACGCCCAAUGAACUUGUUGCGUUGUUUGGCAACUCGGUUGAGGAUUGGUCCUACCAAACUAUAUCUGAUGCAAUUCAUGCAGACCAUGGAUUCACCUCGGAAAGCGAAACAGUACAGAAUCUACUGACGACGCUCGCAGAACUGAAGGAAGAAGAACGGCGCGACUUUUUACAAUUCACAACGGGCAGCCCUCGACUACCUAUUGGUGGCUGGCAAGCGAUGCGACCUGUGUUUACGGUGGUCAGAAAACAUUGCGAGCCACCUUUGGUAGCAGACGACUACUUACCCUCGGUUAUGACGUGUGCCAACUAUCUCAAGCUUCCGGACUACUCGAGCAAGCAUGUACUACAACAACGGUUACUGAAAUCUAUGCGAGAAGGAAAGAAUUGUUUCUUACUCUCAUAAUAAAAAAGUAGACAUCUACGUACACACUGCGUUUAUAAGCACGAUAGCCUUACGGACUCGGUUACUCAAGAGAAAGAGGAACCGAGCCAUUUUUCUUCCUCGGAAGGACGAAGAUAAAGAUAGCACAUGAAUUUCGGAUGGCGUUUCAGGGGUGGUGAGCGUAAGCUUCCCUUGCACGUGCCUUGUUGCUAUUGCAGCAUAAAUGUGCAGAAGAGAACACUUGGUCUGUGAUCUCCUAGGCAACCAAGGCAAAGUGAGGUGGAUAAGUAAU
Zychaea mexicana is the source of this 6348-nucleotide messenger RNA. RefSeq lists its product as uncharacterized. The record is from RefSeq and is a predicted model, not a curated record. Gene Ontology annotation, biological process: proteasome-mediated ubiquitin-dependent protein catabolic process; protein polyubiquitination. NCBI's taxonomy places the organism in Eukaryota, Fungi, Mucoromycota, Mucoromycetes, Mucorales, Lichtheimiaceae. Bases 93 to 6077 code for a protein of 1994 amino acids. Gene Ontology annotation, molecular function: ubiquitin protein ligase activity. The transcript is spliced from 10 exons.